AUGAACAACAUGAGCAAGAGAAGGGUCAGCACGUUAAGGGAAUUCCUUAUGGUUACACUAAGUCAUGCAGAGAGAAGGCCAAACGCAAAUAAACAGUUGGUGAGAGACCGGCUUAGGCAACUAUUCGACUGCAGGGCCAUUCUAGUUGCAAAAGAGAACCAUAGUGAAGGUGGGUAUAACCUUCAUGCGGGUGUACGCAACAGAACUGCAUCCAAAUCCAAGAAUACUGCAACUAAGAAAAUGAGAGAGGUGUUCCAAGAAUGGGAAGGAGGAGCAAUCGAUGUGAGAUUUCAUAGGGGUUGGGCUUCCAUCUGUAGAUAUAUUCUUAAAGAGGAUAAGGAACCUCUUGUAUGGGGGGAGUAUACGAGGCAGCAAAUCAUUGAGAUUGCCGGGGCGAGUCCAAAGCUCAAAAGGUCUAGGUCUCAGACGAGUCUCCCAGAGCAAAUCAUAGACAAGCUCCUAAGAUGUCAGGAUUGGCCGAUAAAAACAAAGCAGCUAUUCAUUUAUGGAGUGCCAAAUAUGCAGAAGACAGCCCUUUUCCAUAUACUAUCCCGUGUUUUAAGAAUCUAUUUUACCAGCUCCCGAGGAGAUGAUCUCACUGGGGCACACAAUUACUAUGAUCUAUGGGUUUUCGAUGAAUCCCACGAACCAAAGGAUUCACGGGGAUUUCACAAGAAAGCAAAUGUGCCUAUCGUAAUGAUAGCCAACAAACUACAAGUUAGCAUGAAAGAUCAGGAACCCCCAACACAGUUUUCACUAUGUUGA
Molecule: messenger RNA, 765 nt
Organism: Ilex paraguariensis (yerba mate)
Lineage: Eukaryota; Viridiplantae; Streptophyta; Magnoliopsida; Aquifoliales; Aquifoliaceae
Source: the annotation of a GenBank genome assembly